AUGCCCCGCACAUACGGCAAGAAAAAGCAGCAAACGCGCCUCACAUUUGCACCGAUUGUGGAGACCUCUUCUCCGCCGCCGGGCGAGGCUGACACUUUUCAUUCCAGUCCUCUCCGCCCAGCAAGAAUCAGAUAUUCGCACCCUUCUUCUUUCUCAUCGAAAAGAGAUAUGGUUGUCAAGGGACAGCUGCAGUUAGAGGAUUAUAGCGCCGCAUCCAAGUCUCGCAGAAAUGCACCUUCUGCUAGUAGUAGCAGUGACGAGGGGCAAGUUAUGACUUCGAAUACACCCAGCAAGUCAAAGCAGAAGCAUUCUUCAUCCUCAUCUUCCCGCCACUCCGUAAAGGAAGAGCAUGGUGAAUCAUCUUCAGAGGGAGAAGUCGUUCAGUCGUCAAAGAGAAGACGCCCGUUCACAAUUGUAGUACCUGAUGACAGCGAAAGUGAUCAGAAGCCUCAACCCUCGACAUCUCGCAAACAGAAAAGAAAAGAAAAAGACACCACAUCCAAAAUCGCCAAAUCUAGCCGCCGCAGAGGUAGCAGCAAAAAGGCCGAUGAUACUGAUCAGAGUGAAUACUCUGCACCCAAGACUCGAUCUAUCUUGGGAACGAAGCGACAACUAUCCAGCAGCGGUGGUUCUCCACCGCGCAAGAAAUCAUUACUAGUCGAUCUGACAGAGCUAGCAGAGUCAGAGACAAGUGACGCAGAUGCUCUCGUUACUGCUCCUCCCUCUAGUCGUAAACGCAUAACAGCGACGCCAAAACGGUCUCAAGAUUUGUUCGUUGUUGAGGAAGAUGAUAGCGAGUCUGACAUAGUUCCUGUCAGUCGCAAACGCAAUACACCCAAGGGAAAGCAGAAAGUGGAAGACGACGAUGAUGACUCGUCGGACGACGUGGUCACUUCGACUCCAGCACGUCGAAUUCUAAGAAGAUCUCCGCAUACACCUAGGGGACCUCCUAUGGGCUCUCAGAAAACACCACUCUCCCGACAGGAUGAGCUCGACAUCCAGGAGGACCUGGAAGAUCUUAUGGAUACUGCUGUGAAGCAAAGCCGUACUCGUGGUGCACCGGUCAAUUCAGAGAGAAGUAAGCGCCAGAGACAUCUAGAUCUCUUACGCCGCCGCCGAGCUGGUCAAAAGGACUCUACAAACGCAGCAGACUCGACAGACGCAAGCGAGGAAGAAGAAUCCGAUGACGAGGACGACCACGCGGCGGACGAUAGCGCGGACGCAGUCUCCUUUCCAAAGAUAAACAUAUACGAUUACCACAAAAACGGCGACGAUGACAGCGAUGUCGAGUCCGAGCUAAACGCCGACGAAGACCUCGACCAAGACGACGCCUCAUUCGUCGACGCCGAUGACGAUGACAAAAUGGGCGUUCCAGCCGCCAGCGUACCCUUUGAAUUCAGUCGUCAUCGCACCAAACAACCACGCCAGUGUUUCCGCGACGUGGUAGAGUGGAUGGUACACAACAAGCUCAACCCAGCCUUUGAGCGCCACGAUGAUAUCUACCAGUUUGCGUUUCGGAAACUCGAUGACGAGGUGGUUGGUCGCGCUGGGUCACAGCUCAUUUCCUCAGUGUGGAAUACCGAUUUUUGUAAUGCGCUGCGUGCGAGACCGUAUAUCGAUGACACCAGCUUCCCGAUUUCCGACUUUUACAACUGUGCUGCGUGCAACCGGACAAAGCAUCCGGCAUCUUCUGAUAUCAGGUUGUUUGGUGAGCCAUAUUCAGAAGAAACUCUGGAGCCACUUGUCGAAAGCGAUGACGAUGAUGAAGAAGAGGACGACGAAGAGGAAGAGGAAGAGAGGCAAAACAGAGCAAAAAGGCCUGAUCGUGACCGAGAAGGAAAUCCUCUUCCUCCAGAAGACCAACAUUUCUACCUCGGAAAACACUGCAAAGCCAACGCCGUUCUAACCCACACGCUCCUACACUGGCGCUUCAAUCUCUACGAAUGGGUCGUCGACUACCUCGACGCCAAAGAGGGAUUUUCAGACCCCCAGCGCUCUGUUGAGCGAGAGACUCUAUCACGAAGGAAAAGAGCCAAAAUGGCCAACAAAGUCGUGGAUACGAUGGACAAGGAUGGCGAGAUUCAGCGUCUAUGGAGGGAUUUUCAUCAUACGCUGAAAGUAGCACGAGAAAAAACCGGUAUUUAG
Talaromyces rugulosus is the source of this 2145-nucleotide messenger RNA. RefSeq lists its product as uncharacterized. The coding region runs from base 1 to 2145 and encodes 714 amino acids. The transcript is spliced from 4 exons. The record is from RefSeq and is a predicted model, not a curated record. Lineage: Eukaryota; Fungi; Ascomycota; Eurotiomycetes; Eurotiales; Trichocomaceae. Gene Ontology annotation, cellular component: nucleus.